AUGGUAAAACGUUUGGAGGAUCAGAUAGAUAAUGUUAUUCGUAGGCAUGCUAGAGAACGUAGCAGUCUUAAACUCGAUGUGAGUGCACGUCAGUGCAAGAUUGACUCAUUGGAGAAAGAUAAUGCCAAACUUCAGGAGGAUGUAAAUGUACAUCGGGACCGCAUUGUGGAGCUUCGUGGGCUGUUAGAUAAGGCUAAUAAGGCCGAGGAUGAUAGGGAAGAAUUUAGGCAACUCAAGCAGAAGUUUGUCGCACUUGACAAGGAGCGUGAUAAUCAUAUGUUAUCAUACCCUUCUGGUGACGUGGCCAUAACUCCUGCUGAAGAAAGGAUUAGUGCUCUAGACACCGAAAAAAUUCAAUUAGAACAGAAUUUAGCCGCCGUUUUAUUUGAGAUUGAAGCGGCUCGUAAGCUUGGUGGAGAAUUGGAGAAGCAAUUGGAGGCAGAGAGAGUUGCGAGGCGCAGUCUUGAUGAGGAACUGAAUGAGUUGGUGAAUCAACAUGAAGAUGAGCUAGAAGAUGAGCGUGCUGAUAAGAAUGAGAAGUUGCUUCGGGUGCUGGCCAAUAUCACGAUCCCUCCCCCGGUCGUCGAGCCCGAGAUUGAGCAAGAGCGAGAAGCUCCAGAUAUCGAGGAACAGAUGGACACUGAUCAAGGCGCUCCUGGUGAUGGACAGGCUUGA
This is a messenger RNA of Papaver somniferum (opium poppy), 675 nucleotides long. Its product is annotated as myosin heavy chain, cardiac muscle isoform-like. The record is from RefSeq and is a predicted model, not a curated record. The transcript is spliced from 4 exons. NCBI's taxonomy places the organism in Eukaryota, Viridiplantae, Streptophyta, Magnoliopsida, Ranunculales, Papaveraceae. Bases 1 to 675 code for a protein of 224 amino acids.